GGGUUGUGCAGUUUAAUUGGCUCCUUCGCUGAGCGGAGCUGCAGAAGUCGCUGCCGGACUCUUGGAGAGGAGCAGCGGUGUACCUCGUGUCUCUCUGCGGUGUUCUGCCGGGUUUUUGAGUGCUGGCCUCGACUGGUCAGCUCGGGUGUCUCGGUGUGUGUGCGAGGUCGUAGAGCGAACGGCUGUAGAGAGAAGCGCAUCGCUGACAAAGAGAAGGCAGAGAAGAAGAGCCUGCCAUUUAACGUAACCCACAAAUGGCUGUGACGCAGGAGAAAUGUCAGGCUGACGUGAAGAAAAUGGCCAAAGUUAAAGAGGAGCAGGUGGAGGAUUAUGAGUGGGCCUCCGUCUGCAUCAGUCAGGACAGUCCCUCCAUUAAGGAGGAAGAUUGUGAAUUGGGGUUAGUAGUCAUUAAAGAAGAGCCCGAGGAGGAGUCUGUCACAGGUGGCACUGCGAGACACGAGAGUACAGGCCAGGUCAAGUCGGAGCACUGUCCAGAUGGAUUAGUCUCUUCUCAAAGCUCAUCUUUGGAACCAUGGGUCAGUGUAAAGCAUGAGCCACUGAUGCCCGGUGUAAAAAGAGACGAGGAAAUAUCAUUGGGGAGAACCAUAGAAGGACAACUAGCAUUUUCAAAUCAAGCUGAUGAAGAUUUACAAGAGGAUUGCAGCUUGCCCCCGUCUUUACAUACUCUGCAGUGCAAACCACAACAGACAGUACAUCAUGAAAAUUUGAAGAAUUUGACAUCGGGAUCAGAGAGCUGGACACCACAGUGCGGUCCUCUGCCUGUUCCAAUCCUAAGCGGGAUAGAUGCCAUCAGCAUCCAGCAGCAGGUGCACAAUACAAGCUUAGUGGCUCUGUCUCUGUGCAAAGAGGUGAGGAAAAUGUUUAACCGCGAAUCUGAAUGUAGCAAUACAAGACAGAAGUCGUACUGCUGCUCUGAAUGUGGCAAGCAGUUUUCACAGAAGAGAUAUUUUCAGAGACACACAAAAAUCCACAGUCGGGAGAAGCCAUAUUGUUGUGCCGAAUGUGGUGAACAGUUUUCACGGGUGAACCACCUUCAGAGUCACUCAAAAAUUCACACUGGAGAGAAACCCUAUACCUGUCCCGAAUGCAGCAAACAAUUUUCAUACCGGAGCCAUCUCCGGACCCACUCCAGAAUUCACACGGGAGAGAAGCCGUACUGUUGUUCCGAAUGUGGGAAACGAUUCUCCCGAAUGAGCCACCUUCGGAGCCACACAAGAACUCACACUGGAGAGAAGCCGUUUGGAUGUUCCGAAUGCGGCCAGCGAUUUUCACAGAUGAGCUCCCUUCAGAGCCACAAAAGGAUUCACACCGGAGAGAAACCAUACGGCUGUACGGAGUGCGGCAGGCGAUUCUCUGACAGGAAAUGUUUCCUGAGUCACACGAGACUUCACACCGGGGAGAAGCCAUAUCAUUGCCCUGAAUGUGGCAAACAAUUUGCUGAUGGUAAAGGCCUGCGGAGGCACCGGAGAAUUCACACGGGAGUGAAGCCCUAUUGCUGUACAGAGUGUGAGAAAAGAUUCUUUGACAGCAAAAGUCUUCGGAGUCACGUGAGGAUUCACACGGGAGAGAAGCCUUACUGCUGUACCGAGUGUGGAAAAGGAUUCAACCGAAGGCACCAUCUUAAGAAGCACAAACGAGUUCACAUGAGACAGGAAGAAAGCAGGAGGAGUGAAGCAGUAAGUGAGGUUUGUGUGUAAUGCUAAUUCUCCAGAGCUCUUGGGUCCUAAUGAGCAUUGGGCUUCAUUGCCGAAGUCUCAUUGACGAGGAAAGUGGGUUUUAUAGUAUUAAAAAGGAUCUAAGAAACAAACUCCUUCAGUUUGAGCAGAGUGGUACCCACCAGCCAUCUCAGCACUAGAGUACACGAUGGUGGUACCAUUAGUGUGAAUCUCCAAAGAAUAAGACAGCCUAUACUCUGGUGUCAAGUCAGAUUUCCAGUGCUGCUGGUCCAUUAAAAUAGAAAAGGCAUGGCAACUGAGAAAAACUGAAGAAAUGAUCGGUUAUAUUGCUACCAUAACUGAUGAUGAGCUUCCAAACUGAAGAAUAUGCCAGGAAGGCUGAUACUAAACUGAAAUCCAGAAAGAAAUUCCAGUGUCCGAACUGAAUGGGAUAAUUGACACUAAUUAAGCUCUAUAAUUGGAGCAAUUAAAGUAAAUAAGGAAGUCAGUAGAGCUUCGAACAACAAGAAGUAGAAAAUAGAAGUGGAGACAAGGAAAGGAGGAAGGUUCUGCUGUAAUGAAUUUUGGGCAACGUCAAGUCAUUACUGGCCAUUACUCAUCUGUGUGUCCUGCAAAUCGCCUUCCCUAAAUA
Molecule: messenger RNA, 2328 nt
Organism: Erpetoichthys calabaricus (reedfish)
Lineage: Eukaryota; Metazoa; Chordata; Cladistia; Polypteriformes; Polypteridae
Product: zinc finger protein 501-like
Exons: 3
Coding region: 255-1718 (487 amino acids)
Biological process (GO): regulation of transcription by RNA polymerase II
Cellular component (GO): nucleus
Molecular function (GO): DNA-binding transcription factor activity, RNA polymerase II-specific; RNA polymerase II cis-regulatory region sequence-specific DNA binding
Source: RefSeq, a predicted model, not a curated record